This is a messenger RNA of Alternaria arborescens, 609 nucleotides long. RefSeq lists its product as hypothetical. Bases 1 to 609 code for a protein of 202 amino acids. Lineage: Eukaryota; Fungi; Ascomycota; Dothideomycetes; Pleosporales; Pleosporaceae. The transcript has a single exon. The record is from RefSeq and is a predicted model, not a curated record.
AUGUCAGCUACUACCAGAGCCACUGCGACAAGUACUACGUCCCUUGCAGCCACGGGUCGCAACACCAAACCUACUCCAUCGCUUUGGGACACUGCAAAUUCGAAACUGGACAUCAAAUCACGGAAAAGCCUCGCGUCCGUCAACGUAGGAAACGGUCGUGUGAUCGAUGCCGUGUCAAAAGAGGCGGUUACCCAACAGAGAGCCCUCUCCGCGAAGAGAUGGAAAGCGACUAUCGGUGGCAAAGAGGUCAUAUUGCGCGAUGUUCUUGCAAAGAUUAUUCGAUGGGUAGACCAUUUUAAAGCUGUGGGUGAUAUCGCCGUACAGUUUAAUUCGGGAGCCGCCAGUUUACCUUGGGCAGCUGUUCGAUUCUUGCUGCAAGUUGCCGUCAACGACAAGCAGUAUCUGGAGGCUACGAUCGAGGGGAUUGAGAUGGUCACUCAAAAAGUUGCUACAUAUGCUGCUAUGGAAGACCUGUACAUGGACUCGGACUUCCAGCUUCAUACUCAGAUCCGCAACAAAGUCCUCGGACUCUACGUCUAUAUUUUGAGCUUUCUUGCAGAGAGCAUACAGUAUUUCAAAACUAACACGCCUAGUAAAUCUCACAUUUGA